UUGUUAAUUUUGAUGAACCUUGUGUUCCUAAAGGCACAAUUAAGUUGAAUUCCUUUAAUAAGAUGGUCUAGCACCUCUUGAUAUUCUGGUCUUGGAAGCGGGAGAUGGUGAAAUUAAGAAAUAGGUGAAAGCUUGCAAUCUCCGCAACGGCAAACUACAUCUCAAAAUUGGGUUGUUUCAGUUCAAGAUUCAUCAAAAGACCAACCAAGCAGAGACUGAGAAGGGACCAGCCGCUCCCUAUUUAAGCAGCUGCAAGACUACUUCAUCAAAUACGAUAAGACUAAAGAUGCUCCGGGAAAAGCAUGGAUGAAUACUUAAAUCGGAUAAAUGAACAGCUCAAAGGAUGUUAGGUAGAAUAAAUACUUUGAACACAAGACUUACCAACAAAUAAAUACGUAAAUACAAAUAAUGUGAUCAGAGGACAAUCACUAGUUUGAUGACUGAAACAUGUAGGGUGCCAAAAUGCAAUGUUUGUGGGUGUUUUAUAUUGGGAUGAGGACCAGACAUGCCUUUGAGCUUUUCCACAAAAAUGCAAUUAGAGCUUUGAUUUGUGUUUCGAAUCCAUUGCUAAGGAUUCUGACUUCAAGAUUCUUAUCACUUGUGCGAGGCCUUGAGGUUUGAACACAGUUUCUGUUAUAUAUAUUAAUAUAUAACAUCUUGGCAGAGCAUGAGUAAAUGUGAUGAAGUGAUACUAUAGUUGUUAUCUUCCAUCGGAGGAAUGGAUGAAAGGCUGUGUGAGAUUGCCAUGACAGGAAACGUGGAAGGCUUGCUGAGACUGACAGAAGAUCAUCCCCUUUUGCUGCAUACUGUUUUGUUGGAAGGUGGAGAAAAUCCACUACACAUUGCUUGUAUUGCAGGGCACGUUGGUUUUGUGAAGAAGGUGAUUGAGCUUAAGAAAGAAUUCGCUAUGGAGCUGAAUCAAAAUGGUUUGACCCCAUUGCAUAUCGCCUCUGCAGCUGGGAAUAUCGAGAUUACAAGAGAACUGCUGAAAAUAGAUAGCAAUCUUUACCUGGUCAAGGGAAGAGAACAAAGGAUUCCUCUUCACUGUGCAGCAGUAAAAGGAAGAGUCGAAGUUGUUGAAGAACUGCUUGGAGCUUCGGGUGAUUCCAUAGCUUACGUAACAUCUCGUAAUGAGUCUGCGCUUCACCUUGCAGUGAUGAACUAUCAAUAUGAGGUUCUCAAGGUCUUAGUGGAGCACCUGAAGAAAUUCAACAAGGAAGACAUCGUAAACCAAAAGGAUGUCAAGGGAAGCACAGUUCUUCACCUUGCAGUAUCAAGAAGACAAUUCGAGGUGAUUUCCCUGAUGCUUAAUGAAGAGUUCGUCAACAAGAGUGUGCUGGACAUAAAUUCCUUAAACAAUGCAGGUCUCACCCCUCUGGAUGUUUUGCUGAUUUUUCAAAGCGAAGCAGGUGACAGAGAAAUCGAGGAAAUGCUAAGAAGGGCAGGAGGUGCAAGGGCAAAAGACUUCUCCCUUCAAUCUCUAGAGGCUGAUAGAACCGCUACCUCUGAUGUUGACCAAGGAAGGCCGCGAUCGCCUGCUAAACAAUUGCUGGACUAUUUCAAAUACGACGCCAUCAAAGACUCCCCAGCUAAAGUAAGAAACACCCUCCUCGUGAUUACUGUUCUCAUUGCAACAGCCACUUAUCAGGCUGUGCUUAGUCCUCCGGGUGGCGUUUGGCAGGACAACUCAAAUGACCAUGUUGCUGGGAAGUCAGUAAUGGGUUCACUCAACCCAACAGCAUACAUCCUCUUCCUGGUUUCCAACUCUGUUGGAUUCUAUACAUCCCUUCACAUAAUCGGCCUCCUCACAAAUGCAUUCCCUCUGCGGCUAGAACUUCAAAUUUCAAUUUGUGCACUUAUCAUUACUUAUGAUACAUGUAUGACUGCUAUCGCGCCCAGCAGCCGCAUAUCUACCAUGUUCACUGUCAUCUCUAUUGUCCUUCCAAUUCUGGCUCUAGUUUUGAGCGUCGGGUUGAGAAGCUACCUCAAGGCACCAAGAUGUGUAUUGCCACUUACAUCCAACUCAAAUUCUAGGUAGGAUACUGAUAUCAAGGGCAUGAUUUGUAAUUUCUGUGCAUUUCCAUGCUUUUCUUUCCAGAUUUACUACUUGGUUUUACAUGUAUGACUGUUAUUUUAGGUUGAAGCUAUUGUACCUUCUUCUACUAGUCUACUAGACAAUACACUAUCUAUAUAGUCUCUUUAAAUUCUUGCAUACCA
Molecule: messenger RNA, 2217 nt
Organism: Ipomoea nil (Japanese morning glory)
Lineage: Eukaryota; Viridiplantae; Streptophyta; Magnoliopsida; Solanales; Convolvulaceae
Product: ankyrin repeat-containing protein At2g01680-like
Exons: 4
Coding region: 719-2038 (439 amino acids)
Molecular function (GO): protein binding
Source: RefSeq, a predicted model, not a curated record